GCAGAUGGGAGUGGAGAGUUUUGCAACAGUGUGCGCGAUGUUGGAUGAGCGGAUCUGGACACGCAGAAACUGUAGGCAUUAAUUCCUCGGGCAGGUUUGAACAGGAGCGGACUCCCUCUGAUGAUGGUGGUGAUGAUGUAAGGAACUAAACGUCCAGCUGGGUUUAACACCGCCUGUCUGUCUUCAGACCUCUAUUGUUGCUCCACCUCCAUCGCCUUGAGUUUGAAGUCGCAUUUGAGCCGCAGCGAAGCAGUUUCUCAAGAGGAAGCGAACAAACAGGAGGCGGAUUACUUUGAGUGAGCAAACAGAGAAAAGUUAACCAUGGCAGAGAAUAAAAUGGGUCCAAACCUCCAGGCUGGAGCUGGAUUCCUCGCCAAACGGGUCCAGAAGUCUUUGAAUCGAGCUCAGGAGAAGGUUCUUCAAAAACUGGGCAAAACCAUGGAGACCAAGGACGAACAGUUUGAGCUAUGUUUCCAGAGCCUCAACAAACAACAGAUCGACGGAAGCAGGUUGUUUAAAGAUGUGAAGGCCUACCACACAGCAGUGAAAGCUGUUCAUGAGACGUCUAAGCGGCUGUCUCAGACGUUGCGAGAAAUCUACGAACCAGAGUGGAACGGAGUGGAGGAUCUCGCUGUUAUUACAGAGAGUGAAGACUUGCUGUGGAACGACUACGAAGAGAAACUAUGUGACCAGAUUGUCCGCACCAUGGAGAACUACACGAGCCAGUUCCCUGAGGUCAAGGAACGAGUAGCUAAACGUGGCCGCAAGCUGGUGGACUACGACUCAGCUCGUCACCACCUGGAAGCUCUACAGAGUGCCAAGAAAAAGGAUGAAGCCAAAAUAGCAAAGGCGGAGGAAGAGUUCAACAAAGCCCAGAAUGUCUUUGAAGAAAUAAAUAACGAGCUGAGGGAGGAGCUGCCGGUUCUCUAUCAGAGCCGGAUAGGUUGCUAUGUGACGGUGUUCCAAAACAUAUCAAACCUGAGAGAUGUCUUCUAUAAGGAAAUGAGUGUGUUGAACCGUGAGCUGUACAAUGUGAUGAAGAAACUGGAGACUCAACACUCGGGAAAAGCUUUCAUCAUCAAGGGUCUGAACAGCACAACAGGCAAGUCAAAGAAGAGAAAGUCUCUGGUUAUCUCCAACCCCAUCCCUUGCAACACAGCUUUCCCAGCCGACCACGUCUCCAUCCACUCAUCCUCCGAAAAUGGAAAAGACGCCGUGCCCUCUUCUCCUGUCAAGCGACCUCAAAGCGUGUCUGAAGAAAUCAGCUUACCUGAAGAAAACUCAGUCUCAUCCAAAGAUGUCAACUCAUCAGACUCCGAUCUCAGCUCCAGCAGCGCCAACACACCCAGGAGACAGUCAGUGUGCGACAAUGAGAACAGCGAUCAGAGCACAGGGAGUCUGGAGGAGGUGGAGGCAGAGGCAGAGGCAGAGGCAGAGGCAGAGGCAGAGGCAGAGGCAGAGGCAGAGGAAGAAGCUGAACUUGCUACGAACCAGUCAGAUGACUCUGGGGUGGGAGUACCAAAGUCAGAGGCUGCAAGUCAGGAAGCGUCCAAUCCCUCUGAUUCUGCAGAUAGUGCCCCACAGAGUCCAGAGCAGGAGACUGCGAGCGAGCCGCCAUCAGAGGAGGCCAAACCCAAACCUCCACCGGUUCCGGCCCCUCGCGUGUCCUUCCGUUCCACGAAUAAACCCGUCAUCCCACCGGCUGAGGAGCAGGAGGAGACAGAGGAUGCAUCAGUCCAGCAGGAGACAGCUGACUCAGGAGAGGACUCCAGUUCCUGCAAUCCCCCAGGCUUCCUAUACAAGGGGGUGGCAUUAGAGAGCCAUGCAGCGUCUGAAGACGGCAUGCUGCAGUUUGAAAAGGGAGACGUCAUCCUGGUGCUCACUGACUCUCAAGAGGACGGCCUGGUGAAGGGGAUCAGGGAGGAGAGCUGGAACCAGCACAGGGAUCUACAAAAUCACUCCGGGAUCUUCUCGGAAAAACUCCUCCAGCCUGUUGAGGCAGAGUGAGGCAAUACUCAGUCCUCAGUCUGUAAUACUUUAUUCUUUCAUCGUGCAGUUGGUGACUCAUACACACACACACACGCACACACAAGCACACACACAGAGGGAGUGAACCCAUAUGUUGUGGGUGCAGAAUCUGUAUAAACAGAUGAGCACAAGUCCCACGUGGACCCUCACAUGCUAUGAUGUUGCAACCUGUGGAACAAAAGUGACUAAGUUUUAGAACAUUUUGUAAAAGAUGUUUGGAUUGUUGAAUGUUACAGUAUUUUCCCCGCUUUGCAUUUUUCAAAGUCUUUCUGUGAAACACUGUGAAACAAAACAAAACGUUUUUAUACCGAUGCUGUGAUUUUGUGUAAAAUUGCCCUAAUAAAGUUUGAAAUAAAAGAG
Messenger RNA from Plectropomus leopardus (leopard coralgrouper), 2388 nucleotides. RefSeq names its product bridging integrator 2b (gene bin2b). Gene Ontology annotation, cellular component: cytoplasm; plasma membrane; phagocytic cup. Gene Ontology annotation, biological process: plasma membrane tubulation; podosome assembly; phagocytosis, engulfment. The record is from RefSeq and is a predicted model, not a curated record. Gene Ontology annotation, molecular function: protein binding; phospholipid binding. NCBI's taxonomy places the organism in Eukaryota, Metazoa, Chordata, Actinopteri, Perciformes, Serranidae.